Messenger RNA from Astyanax mexicanus (Mexican tetra), 1201 nucleotides. Its product is annotated as odorant receptor 131-2-like. The coding region runs from base 74 to 1045 and encodes 323 amino acids. NCBI's taxonomy places the organism in Eukaryota, Metazoa, Chordata, Actinopteri, Characiformes, Acestrorhamphidae. Gene Ontology annotation, molecular function: G protein-coupled receptor activity. The transcript is spliced from 2 exons. The record is from RefSeq and is a predicted model, not a curated record. Gene Ontology annotation, biological process: G protein-coupled receptor signaling pathway. Gene Ontology annotation, cellular component: membrane.
UGCAGCGACGAGUGACCAGUAGCAGAUGGAAGCAUAAGUGUCUGUUGUAUUUGUUCAUUCUAAAAUAUAGCGCAUGGAGGCGACCAACGGCACAAAUAACAUGCAGUUGUUCUCGUAUGAGCAGGUCUACAAGGUGGACUUUGAUGCUGCCACUGGGACUAAGAUUGCAGUGGUGGUGCUCAUGGUGGUGUUCUUCGUCUACAUAAACUGCAUCAUGCUUUUCGCUCUAAAAAGCAAGUCCACUUUCCACGAGUCUCCUCGCUACAUUCUGUUCGGCCACAUGCUGUUCAACGACUCUGUCCUGCUGUUGGUCACAGCUGUUAUGUAUGGCAUGUCCCUUGCUCUUCUUCAUGUAGCCAAGGCCUUAUGCUUACUGUUGGUCCUCAUCUCUAGCUGCACUUUCCAGAAUGCUCCUCUGACUCUGGCCCUGAUGUCUCUGGAGCGCUAUGUGGCAAUCUGCUUCCCUCUGAGGCACGCCGCCAUUGCCACCCAGAAAAGCACAGCCAUUGCCAUAGGAAUCAUUUGGUUCCUCAGCUCCCUGAACUUUGUAACUGACAUCAUAUAUGAAUUCAUCAUCGAUCCCAAUCAUUUAGUCAAAAUCACGUUUUGCACGCGAGAGAAACUAUUCGUGACCAAGUGGCAGGCUGAUAAAGCUCAAGGAUUUGACAUUCUUUAUUUUGUUUCAGUCUUGCUGAUCAUCAUCUUCACCUACAUCAGCAUUAUUGUGGCAGCCAGGUCUGUGUCCUCUAACAAAGACUCUGCCCACAAAGCCCACAGGACUGUACUGCUGCAUCUCUUUCAGCUGGGCCUGUGCCUCACCUCAUUUCUAUACAGCACCAUAGAGAGAAUGCUGUAUAUGAUGACUGGUAGCAGCAGCUCUCUCUUUAUACAUCUGCGAUAUCUGAACUUUCUCAUCGUCCUGAUUCUGCCUCGCUGUCUCAGUCCUCUUAUUUAUGGGCUGAGGGACGAUGCAGUGCGGCCUUUAUUCAGAUACUAUUUCUGCUAUGCAACUAGAAAAGUGAAACCUGCAUCCAAUGGUGUCUAGAGUGUAUCUCCAGCAUGUGACACCAAGCACAGAUUACCAUUUGUUCUUUUUGUUGGUUUAUAUCAUUUUCUACUAGAAGACAAUGUAAAAAAAAAAGGUUUUAAAUAUUUCCCCAAUUGUGUUCAGUUGAAUUCUGUUGGCCAAUAAAUGUUCUAA